AUCGAAUUUUGCCCAUCGCCAGAGAGUGCAUUCUCUCUCUCUCAGAGCAUCAACCAUCUCGCUCUAAAAUCCACCGCAGUUUCCCACGAUUUCCCUUCUCACUCUAAAAUACACCGUUGAACGACUCGGACGCGAUUUUCCAGCGCGGGUGAUUUUCCUCCUCGGUCGGCGUUUUUCGGCGGCUUCUUAUCGACAAACAAUAGUGCUCAAGUACACCGAGAUUUUGUAGUGUUUUGGAGUUGCUGAAUUAGGGGCGAUUGCUAAUUGAAACAAAUUAAUAAAACGACGACGCACCGUGCAUUAAAUACAACAACUUUAACUACAGUGGCAGGCGUAACUGUAAAGUCCGCUUUGCUGUUGAUAGCAUAUAAAGAGAAUCGGAAUCCGCAGCAAAGUUUUGAUUUAUUCUAAUUAAAAAAGGUUGCGAUAACCAACUUUGACCGAACCAAAGGUGACUGACGACCAGGACGGCCAGCAAUGUGCAGACGGUCGCUGGCUGAAAUUGCUGGCAGGACUCAGAACCAGACCGCAAGGAUCAACCCAAUCAAGGAGCAGCAGUUGCAGCUGUGAAUGCAUCAGCAACUGCCAACCGGCUACUGGCUACUUUUUAUAUAUAAAUCCAGAACGAAAUGCGUUUUUGCAGCUCGGCCAACAAGGAGAUCAUCACACAGAUAGCAGUUGAUAGAUGAACUAAUGCAAAUGCCCUCCAAUUGCAGCUUUUGAUGCAAAAUUAAGGCAGGGGCCCAACACAGAACCCAACUUGACUGAUAGCUUAAACUACUUACUAUAAAGUAAUCGAACAACAUAAAUACGAAACAGAAGGGCUGCAACAACUUUUUAAUUACUGUUAAGGACAACUCGUUAAUUGCCAAAUAUGUGUUGCCUGAUCUAAAGCUGAACAAAACUUAGGAACAUAUAUACAUAUAUAUAUAUACAUAAUAAUAAUAAUAUAACAUUAGCCCACGACCCCAAAACCGCCACGUAAAGCUCAAGAUCAAGAGUUCACGCCAGGAGACACUUGCAUAAGCCAUGGGCAACAAAUGCUGCAGCAAGCGACAGGAUCAGGAACUGGCACUGGCCUAUCCCACUGGGGGCUACAAGAAAUCCGACUACACCUUUGGCCAGACGCACAUCAACAGCAGCGGCGGCGGCAACAUGGGCGGCGUUCUCGGCCAGAAGCACAACAACGGGGGCUCCCUGGACUCGCGCUACACCCCCGAUCCCAAUCAUCGGGGUCCGUUGAAAAUCGGCGGAAAGGGCGGCGUUGACAUCAUCCGACCUCGCACCACACCAACCGGUGUUCCUGGCGUCGUGCUCAAGCGCGUUGUCGUGGCCCUCUACGACUAUAAAUCCCGCGAUGAAUCCGAUCUGAGCUUCAUGAAGGGUGACCGCAUGGAGGUCAUCGACGACACCGAGUCCGAUUGGUGGCGCGUCGUGAACCUAACCACCCGGCAGGAGGGCCUCAUCCCGCUCAAUUUUGUGGCGGAGGAGCGCAGCGUUAACAGCGAAGACUGGUUCUUUGAGAACGUGCUACGAAAGGAGGCGGACAAGUUGCUGUUGGCCGAGGAGAAUCCUCGUGGCACAUUCCUCGUGCGACCUUCAGAGCACAAUCCCAAUGGCUACUCGCUGUCCGUGAAGGAUUGGGAGGACGGACGUGGAUACCAUGUGAAGCACUACCGUAUCAAGCCGCUGGAUAACGGCGGCUACUACAUUGCCACCAAUCAGACGUUCCCCUCGCUUCAGGCCUUGGUCAUGGCAUACAGCAAAAACGCUCUUGGCCUGUGUCACAUAUUGUCGCGUCCCUGCCCCAAACCGCAGCCCCAGAUGUGGGACUUGGGUCCGGAGCUGCGUGAUAAGUACGAGAUUCCGCGCUCGGAGAUUCAGCUGCUGCGCAAACUGGGACGCGGCAACUUCGGCGAGGUCUUCUACGGCAAGUGGCGCAACAGCAUCGAUGUAGCGGUCAAAACCUUGCGUGAAGGUACCAUGUCCACGGCUGCCUUCCUCCAGGAGGCCGCGAUUAUGAAGAAGUUCCGCCACAACCGCCUGGUGGCCCUGUAUGCUGUUUGCUCGCAGGAGGAGCCCAUUUAUAUCGUGCAGGAGUACAUGUCCAAGGGCAGUCUUUUGGACUUCUUGCGCGAGGGCGAUGGCCGCUACUUGCACUUCGAGGAUCUCAUCUACAUAGCCACCCAGGUGGCCAGCGGCAUGGAGUAUCUGGAGUCCAAGCAGCUCAUCCAUCGCGAUCUGGCAGCCCGUAAUGUGCUGAUUGGAGAGAAUAAUGUGGCGAAGAUUUGUGAUUUUGGAUUGGCGCGUGUUAUCGCGGAUGACGAGUACUGCCCCAAGCAGGGAUCCCGGUUUCCGGUCAAGUGGACGGCGCCCGAGGCGAUCAUCUACGGCAAGUUCUCGAUCAAGUCGGACGUGUGGUCCUAUGGCAUUCUGCUGAUGGAGCUGUUCACGUACGGACAAGUGCCCUAUCCGGGCAUGCAUAGUCGCGAGGUGAUUGAAAACAUCGAGCGCGGUUUCCGCAUGCCGAAGCCAACGAAUCACUACUUCCCGGACAACAUUUAUCAGCUGCUGCUCCAGUGCUGGGAUGCUGUGCCCGAGAAGCGGCCGACAUUCGAGUUCUUGAACCACUACUUCGAGUCCUUCUCGGUCACGUCGGAGGUGCCGUAUCGAGAGGUGCAAGACUAAACAGAGUCCAGCCUAAUCACACACAUCACCUACACUCUCUCACACGCAUACACACACGUACGAUAUAUAUAUAGUAUAUAAAGUUAUACAUAUAUUAUACAUUUAUAUGCAUAUUUACUAUAAUUCUUAAGACUUUUUAAUGGCAUAGUUGCAUACCAACCAACCAACACACAUGAACUCUAUAUGUAUGGUAUAUGUAUGUGUUUAAGCGUAUCUAAACAAUUCAGAAACCAACUACAAACAAAAAAUCGACAAAACAAACAAAAAAAAAAUCUAAGAUCGGAAAACAAAAUUUUAUAUUUUACACGCAAAACUAUUUUAUAAUUUAUAUACCUAACUGUAUGUACUAUGGAAAUAGAAAGUAUUUAACUAGUUUUUUAAGCUUAAGCAGAAAAAGUAAGGAGCCGAGAAAUGAUACCAAGAAAUCAAGAACAGAGCAAGAAAGAAAUUGAAGCAACUCUAUUGAAUUUCAAAUCGAAUACAGCUACAAUUUAACGCUACUUUAAUCGGUGCUUAGGUUUUAUGUAUAAACAAUCCAAUCCAAUCUACAACUAGAACUUUUUGAUCUUAACCUCCCUCUGCUGAAUACUUUCUUCUGAUACUUUCCACACACACGACUAUCGACUAAGCCAAGUAUUAUUUGACUCAAUCAACCCGUAUCAAGAAAUCGCAAGUUUACGCAAAACAAAUUGUUGCUAAUGAGAAACUCCAAUGAUGGCAUUUACUUAUAAGGUGGCGUCCACCCCUCGUCUCUACUUCCAAGUCAGAAAUCUACACGAUCUAUCACCCAAAACAUAAUAUGUUGCUUCUUCCUCGAGAAGGUGAGGCUAGAAAAAAAAAGUAAGGAAAGCGAAAAUUGCAUUUUGUACAAAUCAAUGAAUAGGAGAGAAAAACGCAUUUGACAUAUUUCGUUGUUAGCAAUUGAACCAAUGAAUGUUUAUAGUACAUUUAAGUUUAUGCCAAAAUUAUUGUUUAUUCCUUGUUCGUAUACUUAAGCACAAGCAACACAAUUGGGCACUGUCCAUGUAGUCUAGAUAUAUCUAUUGAUGUAUAACCUGCAGCGUUGGCCCGCAUUUAGUUCCUCUCCAGACCUGCUGUUCCUUGCGUGUGCAGCCCAAAUCAAUAGCCCGACUCAAGCCAUACGGAUAAACUGCUAUCUUAAGGGUUUCAAAUGCAAAUUAUCAGACGAUAACGAUCAAUGUAUCAACCAAUCAACCACACAGAACACACAUCUAUCUUAGCUUCUAGAUGACUGAUACGAACGGAUCCACACACUAGAACACACAUGAAUCGAACAUCGAUUGAGGAGACCUUAUUUAAUUUAUUUGAUUUUUGUUAUAAUUUUAGUUUGUCGUUCAUCGAUAUAGUACAUAUAGCAUAUAUUGUGUUGGCCAUUGUGUGCACAUUCUGUAGCAUAAAACCAAAGUUUAGCAUUUCGUAUUGAGAUAUAUGUAUUUGUAAAGAAGAUUUAUACGGCAACUCAAAGCAUUUCACACGUAAACACACACAGAGAUCAGUUUAUAGGAUAACCACGCUUAAAACUAACGACAACAACAACCAAUCAUUGUAUGAAAUGGCAUUCAACGUAAUUACGGAAUCACUGCAAAUAAUUAAUUAAAAUAUUGUUAUAAUUCACAGGCAAAACUGAAAUUGUUUAGCGUAGUUGAUGAAUUUUUGUAUAUAAACUUGACAUAACGUGUAGAAAUAAACGAGAAAUUUAAUUGAA
Molecule: messenger RNA, 4414 nt
Organism: Drosophila erecta
Lineage: Eukaryota; Metazoa; Arthropoda; Insecta; Diptera; Drosophilidae
Gene: Src64B
Product: tyrosine-protein kinase Src64B
Exons: 8
Coding region: 1030-2688 (552 amino acids)
Biological process (GO): innate immune response; protein phosphorylation; cell differentiation
Cellular component (GO): extrinsic component of cytoplasmic side of plasma membrane
Molecular function (GO): signaling receptor binding; non-membrane spanning protein tyrosine kinase activity; ATP binding
Source: RefSeq, a predicted model, not a curated record